AUGACUUCGAUUGCGGAGCUCGAAGCUCACGCCAAGAUGCUGGAAGCAAGGCUGGCGAAGUAUGAAGCAUCAGGUCCCUCCCGCGAGAAGAUCGUCCAGAUGAGCUCUGAGGUAGUGGAUUCGAAUCCCUACAGUCGGUUGAUGGCCCUGAAACGGAUGGGGAUCGUAGAUGAUUACGAAGCCAUCCGCGGAUACACCGUCGUCGUUGUUGGGGUGGGCGGUGUGGGGAGCGUCACCGCAGAAAUGCUCACGAGGUGCGGCAUAGGAAAACUGAUCUUGUUCGACUACGACAAGGUCGAGAUGGCCAACAUGAACAGAUUAUUUUUCCAACCUCACCAGGCAGGAAUGUCAAAGGUUGAAGCUGCAGCGCGGACGCUCCAGUUUAUCAAUCCCGACGUCGAGUUUGAGACGUACAAUUACAACAUCACGACAGUCGAGAACUUCAAUCAUUUCAUGGAUAUCUUGAGGACGAAGAGUUUGACUCAGGGACCCGUCGACCUCGUACUCAGCUGCGUCGACAAUUUCGAGGCCAGAAUGGCGAUCAACACCGCCUGCAAUGAGCUCGGACAAGUAUGGAUGGAGUCCGGGGUUUCUGAGAACGCAGUUUCAGGUCACAUUCAGUUGAUUAGACCUGGAGAAACGGCCUGCUUCGGCUGCGCGCCUCCGCUUGUCGUUGCUGCUAACAUCGAUGAGAAAACUCUCAAAAGAGAGGGGGUCUGUGCUGCGAGUUUGCCGACGACCAUGGGAAUUGUCGCGGGACUGCUGGUGCAGAACACCCUAAAAUUCCUGCUCAAGUUCGGGGAUGUGUCCCACUAUCUCGGCUACAACGCUCUCCAAGAUUUCUUUCCUACUAUGGCCAUGAAGCCCAACCCUCAAUGUGACGAUUCGUUUUGUCGGAAGCGGCAGGAAGAAUUCCAGGAAGCUGAGAGCAGGAAACCUAAAGUCGAGGCCGUGGCCGUCGAAGAGAAAGCUGUGAUUCACGAAGACAACGAAUGGGGAAUUUCACUCGUUGCCGAAGACCAUCAAGAUAAACAAGAAGAUCAAAAAUCCCCGGAACUAACUCAGGGAGUGAAGUUGGCCUACACUAUUCCAAAACAGAGGACUCCCAGCAGCGGGGAGGACGUGUCAGUAUCCGAUGAGAUGAGUCUAGACGACCUCAUGCAGCGGAUGAAAGCCCUUUGAUUACCCAUUGUACAAUCGUGAGAAAAAUAUGGAAAUGUUAAAAUAAAUUCCCGUUCAGUCACCCUCUGACUGGAGGACU
Messenger RNA from Galendromus occidentalis (western predatory mite), 1261 nucleotides. RefSeq names its product Ubiquitin-like activating enzyme 5 (gene Uba5). The transcript has 8 exons. The record is from RefSeq and is a predicted model, not a curated record. The coding region runs from base 1 to 1182 and encodes 393 amino acids. Gene Ontology annotation, molecular function: UFM1 activating enzyme activity. Gene Ontology annotation, cellular component: cytoplasm; cytosol. Gene Ontology annotation, biological process: protein ufmylation. NCBI's taxonomy places the organism in Eukaryota, Metazoa, Arthropoda, Arachnida, Mesostigmata, Phytoseiidae.